This is a messenger RNA of Salvia splendens (bonfire salvia), 1916 nucleotides long. Its product is annotated as pentatricopeptide repeat-containing protein At3g18020. The transcript is spliced from 2 exons. The coding region runs from base 1 to 1674 and encodes 557 amino acids. Lineage: Eukaryota; Viridiplantae; Streptophyta; Magnoliopsida; Lamiales; Lamiaceae. The record is from RefSeq and is a predicted model, not a curated record. Gene Ontology annotation, molecular function: protein binding.
AUGGAUGUUCUUGCAGCAACAAAUUGGUCCUCAUCCGAUGAAGCACCAUAUGAAUCUUGGCCCAUUUCUAAUAUCAACAGAGGACAUCCCCACCGCACAUUGGUUGUGAUUAAGGCUUUGGUCGCCGAGAAGCCGGAGUUUGUGCCGUCUUUGGUGAAUUACAAUCGUUUGAUUGAUGGGUUGUGUAAAUUGGGGAAAUUGGAAUCCGCGCAUGUGAUGUUUUACCAAAUCUUAUCGAGUGGGCAUUGCCCUAGUGUUGUUGUCUCGUAUACUACUUUGAUUCAUGGGGAUUGUGAGAUUGGGGAUAUGGACGCUGCCCAGAAGGUGCUCGAUGAAAUGUCUGAGAGGGGCGUGCGUCCUAAUGCGUUUGCUUACUGUGCUUUACUUGGUGUGGUUUUGAGGAAAAGGGAGUUUGAGAAAGCGAAUGUCUUGAUCGGAAAAAUUUGGGAGGUCAUGGAAUCCACCUUUGAUGUGAAAAUUAAUAAUGCAGCAUUUAGCAAUGUGAUUGAUUAUUUGUGUAGAGAAGGGUUGUUUCAUGAGGUGUUUAACAUAGCAGAACAUAUGCCGCAAGUCAAGAACGUUCACCAAGAGUUCUCUUACGGGCAAAUGAUCGAUUCGCUGUGUAGGUCUGAGAGGUAUAAUGGUGCUACCAGAAUUGUAUAUAUAAUGAGAAAGAGGGGUUUUUCUCCAAGUUCAGUUUCAUAUAAUUCAAUUCUUCAUGGUCUAUGCAAGGAUGGUGAUUUCUUGAGGGCUUUUCAGUUGCUCGAAGAAGGUAUAUGUCUUGGUUACUCACCCUCCGAGUUUACUUAUGCAAUCUUGGUUGAGGGUCUAUGCCAGCAAUGUGAAGUAGAUAAAGCAAACCAAGUGCUAAACGUGAUGUUGAGUAAGAAGCAUGUGGAUGGGACUAGGAUAUACAAUAUCUAUUUGAGGGCUCUUUGUCGAAUGAAAAACCCUUCAGAGCUUCUAAACGUGCUUGUUUUGAUGCUGCAGUCGAACUGCCCACCUGAUAUAAUUAGCCUGAAUACUUUGAUAAAGGGCUUUUGCAUGAUGGGAAAGAUGGAAGAGGCUUUGCAGGUGCUUAAUGAUAUGAUCAAUGGUAAAUUUUGUGCUCCGGAUAAGGUGACCUUCACUACUAUUAUUCAGGGGCUUCUAAAUGUUGGUAAGGCUGAAGAAGCAAUGAGAUUCUUGCAUCAUGUCAUGCCAGAGAAAGGGUUUUCCCCUGGUGUCGUGACAUACAAUGCUGUGCUUCGUGGAUUGGUUAAACUCGGCCAAGCCAGAGAAGCUAUGGAACUUUUCAAUAAUAUGAUCUGCCGUGGGGUGGCUGCUGAUUGUUUGACUCACACUGUUAUAAUUGAAGGGCUGUGUGAGUCUAACUCAAUUGAUGAUGCUGUGAAAUUUUGGAGCAAUGUCGUUUGGCCUUCUGCGGUUCAUGACAGUUUUGUGUAUUCUGCUCUGCUUAAAGGGCUUUGUCGUUCAGAGAGGUUUAGUGAGGCGUGUCACUUGCUAUAUGAAAUGGCAGAUUGUGGAGUCGCUCUUAACAAUGUGAAUUACAACAUUGUGAUUGGUUGUGCUUGCAAGUUAGGUUUAAAGAAGGGAACUUAUCAGAUUGUGGGCGAGAUGAGGAAAAAUGGCUUGAGGCCCGACUCAGUAACGUGGAGAAUACUGGAUAAAUAGCAGGAUGCAGUAGCGAAGACAUCAUCAUCCGCUAGACUAGCUGAACAGUUAUGAGGAUUGUGCGAUAAGAGAUGAAAACCGUGUUAAUCUAAUCUGUAUCAAGGCCCGUAUAAUAUCAUAUGAUAAUGCUACUCAAAGAACUUUCUCACUCUUGAUCUUGUCAAUUUAGCAAGCAACUGAGAUGUUCCUUGUUUGAUGAUAGGAGAUGUUUGAUUAGUUUGAAAGGCUUUCUUUGUUUGAUA